CAGCAUGUAACUUCCUGUUCCGGAGCAGGGUGAAGGUCGCGAAGCCGGUGUGUGCUUCACAUCAUGGAGGCUGUGGGAGACCCCGAGCUGCAGAGGUUCAUUGAAGCGGAGACUCAGAAACAGCGAUUCCAGGGUCUGGUUCAUCAGCUCACCGACCUCUGCUGGGAGAAGUGUAUGGAGAAGCCAGGACCCAAGAUGGAUGCCAGAUGUGAAAGUUGUUUCAUAAACUGUGUUGAGAGAUUCAUAGACACCAAUCAAUUUAUCCUCAACCGGUUGGAACAGACACAAAAAUCUAGAGGAGCUUUUUCUGAGAACCUGACUGACUAAGGAGAGAUUGUUGCCUAACUGAGCUGACCUUCUGCUAUAGAAUAUUACUCUGAAUAUGUUGGAAGCCCUCUUCAAAACCUUACCUUAAUGACAAAGGAUACAUUCAGAGGAAACUUAUCAAACAAGGAUGACUAUUUCUUAAAAUGUGCAACAUGUCAUUAUCUGCUCCAAAGUGUGGUCUGGCUCUUAGAAUAGAAUCGUAGAUGUCCCUGAAACAUGAAGUCCAGCUGCGGAACAAAACAACCUGUACAGAAUUGUACGUCUCAAUUCUUUGUUGAAAAUUUCUUGACUAAACAAUAAAUGAUGGAGUGAUGUAUUAGGCAAAGUGUUUUUACAUAGGGCUGCAUUAUUGUAAAAUUAAAACCUACUACUUACAUUGUUGGUAAGAGAAGAGCCUCUGAAUAAAUAUAAUUUCCUGUAUACCAUUAA
Messenger RNA from Pelobates fuscus (common spadefoot toad), 756 nucleotides. RefSeq names its product translocase of inner mitochondrial membrane 8A (gene TIMM8A). The record is from RefSeq and is a predicted model, not a curated record. NCBI's taxonomy places the organism in Eukaryota, Metazoa, Chordata, Amphibia, Anura, Pelobatidae. The coding region runs from base 64 to 327 and encodes 87 amino acids. The transcript has 2 exons.